GGCCCCUCCCGCGCGGGCGGCCCCGCUGCCGCCGCCGCUCCCGCUCCCCAAAUAACACCUUGGCGGCGGCGGCGAUCGCAGCGCGCCCUGCCCGGAGCGCCCCUCUCCCGCCCCACCUCGGCGGGGCCGCGCUAUGGGGCACACAUUUGUUCCUGUAGUGGUUUAUAGCUACCAAUAAUCUUCCAUAGUGGGUGCUGUGUCAACUCCUUUGGCAUCUUCUGCUCUUGUUAGUAAACAGAAGAGAACUACUGAACACAAAGCCAAGUACUCUUAAUCUCAAGAGAGAGACUUCGUACAGUAUGUUCUGUACAAAACUGAAAGACUUGAAGAUCACAGGGGAAUGUCCUUUCUCCUUACUGACUCAAAGUCACAUUACUGAGGAACAGGACAAGGACUGCACAGAAACCGGUUCUAGAGCAGUUUUGCCCAUCUGCAAAGAAGUCCAUGAAAAAGAUGCUCAAGGAAACCUUCCACAAAGGAAAACAAGCAGAAGUAGAGUGUACCUGCACACAUUAACUGAAAGCAUCUGCAAACUAAUCUUUCCAGAGUUUGAAAGACUAAAUCUUGCACUUCAGAGAACACUUGCAAAACACAGAAUUAAAGAAACCAGAAAAACUGAGGAUAGAGAAGAUUUUGAAAAACUAAUCAGCGAUCAUGCUAAUGCAGCAGGUGUUUCUGUGGAGUCUCUACGGGAAUCUCUUGGAGAAGAGCUGUUCAAAAUAUGCUAUGAAGAGGAUGAACACAUAUUAGGGGUUAUUGGAGGAACCCUUAAAGACUUCUUGAACAGUUUCACUACACUGCUGAAACAGAGUGGCCACAGCCAAGAAGCGGGAAAAAAAGACAGACUUGAAGAUGCCUCCAUAUUAUGCUUGGAGAAAGAUCAGGACUUCUUAAAUGUAUAUUAUUUCUUUCCUAAGAAAAUCACGAGUCUUAUUCUAUCUGGUAUUAUUAAAGCAGCAGCUCAUAUUUUGUAUGAAACUGAGGUGGAAGUGAUGCUCAUGCCUCCUUGUUUCCAUAAUGACUGCACUGAGUUUGCUAAUCAGCCUUAUUUGCUGUACUCUAUACAAGUAAAAAGUGCAAAACCUUCCUUAUCUCCAUGUAAACCACAGUCUUCACUUGUGAUUCCUGCCUCUAUGUUCUGUAAGACUUUCCCAUUUCAUUUUAUGUUUGACAAGGAUAUGUCAGUUCUUCAAAUUGGAAAUGGGAUAAGAAGACUUUUGACCAGGAGAGAAUUUCAAGCUAAGCCAAAUUUUGAAGAGUAUUUUGAAAUUCUUACCCCCAAAGUAAGCUGCACUUUUAGUGGAAUAAUGACGAUGCUAAAUAUGCAAUUUACUGUACGAGUCAGAAGAUGGGAUAAUACUGAUAUGAAAUCAUCCAUGGUGAUGGAUCUCAAAGGCCAAAUGAUCUAUAUUUUUGAAUCCAGUGCCAUCCUGUUCUUGGGAUCUCCUUGUGUGGAUAGACUAGAAGAUUUUACGGGACGUGGAUUGUACCUCUCAGAUAUCCCCAUUCAUAAUGCAUUGAGAGAUGUUGUUCUGAUAGGAGAGCAGGCCAGAGCUCAAGAUGGACUGAAGAAGAGGUUAGGAAAGUUAAAAGCAACUCUUGAACAGGCCCACCAAGCGCUUGAAGAAGAAAAGAAGAAGACCGUAGAUCUUCUGUUUUCAAUUUUUCCUGGAGAGGUUGCUCAGCAGCUGUGGCAGGGACAAGUUGUGCAAGCCAAGAAAUUUAAUAACGUCACAAUGCUUUUCUCUGACAUUGUUGGAUUCACUGCCAUCUGUUCCCAAUGCUCACCUAUGCAGGUUAUCACCAUGCUUAACGAGCUUUAUACUCGCUUUGAUUACCAGUGUGGAGAGCUAGAUGUAUACAAGGUUGAGACUAUUGGAGAUGCCUACUGUGUCGCUGGAGGUUUACACAAAGAAAGUGAAACACAUGCUGUUCAAAUAGCAUUGAUGGCCCUGAAGAUGAUGGAGCUGUCAGAUGAGGUGGUGUCUCCACAUGGAGAGCCUAUCAAGAUGCGCAUCGGUCUUCAUUCUGGAUCUGUCUUUGCUGGAGUUGUUGGGGUUAAAAUGCCUCGUUAUUGCCUCUUUGGAAACAACGUAACCCUUGCCAAUAAGUUUGAAUCUUGCAGUAUACCUAGGAAAAUAAAUGUCAGCCCAACAACUCACAGGUUGUUAAAGGAAGAUCCAGGUUUUGUGUUCACACCUCGCUCAAGAGAAGAACUUCCACCAAAUUUUCCCAGUGAUAUUCCUGGAAUUUGCUAUUUUCUGGACGCUUAUACUGAAGGAACAAACUCACAGACUUGGUUUCAAAAGAGAGAUUUGGAAGAUAGUAAUGCAAAUUUUUUGGGUGAGGAAACAGGAAUAGACUAAAUUGCACAUUCACAAUGUAAUAAAUUUAUAAAUAUUUGGAUUUUUUUGUAUAAAUUGAAUUUUUUUUAGAAUGUAUUAAACAUGGAAGCACUUUAGAUUGUUAACACCUGAAAGCCAGUAUUAAAAUUUCAGGAAGUAUGUCACUGACUACUUUUUACUCUUCCUUUGCAUAAGGAACAUAGUCACUAAAAUAAUAGUGCAAGUUCACUGUUGAAAAUGCUACUAAAAACUACAUUUUCUCUGUGGUAAUUUGUAAGUGCUACGUAACAACUUUCUCAGUUCUCUCUGUGCUGACAAUUCUAGAUGUAUCGUACAUGCAGUGUGUCAGGAAAUGUAGUGUGCAAGUGAUGCAGCCACAUGCAGUGUUAUGAGCUGGUGCUUAUCAAUGACUAUUAAAACAUAUUUUCUUAGUGAUGUCAUAAGAAAAUCUCCAUUAAAAUAUUGUCAUUGCUAUCACAUACUUCUUUCAGUGCAUUGUUGGGGCCCUGUCCUAAGAGCUGCUGACCAUCUUCUACCACUGACUGGAGUCAAUGUGUAGAGGGUGCUCAGCAUCUUCUGGAUCAGGCUGCUAAUUGUAGCUAAUACAUAUAUAUUUAGAGGAGUUUGCUGCUUACUGUUUCAUGAACUGUAUUUUCUGUAUAAAAUGAAUAUAGAUUAAAGCACUGUGUAAUCACAUACUAAAGUGUCUGUAAUCAUGAAAUAAUAGUUUAGUUCUUGGGGUUUUUAAAAUACUUUACAAAAAAUAAUAUCUACUUGCUAUUAUGUAUUAGAGCAAUAAAUGUGGAGGUUUUGUUGUCAUUUAAAUUCAAAUUUUUUAAAAGAAGUGUAAUAAAACAUGCUUUGGAGUCUUUGCUUAGAAAGGAAGUUCGGGUCAGACUGUAUAAAAUGGAACAGAAGUAUACCAGUUUAAAGCUAUGAUCCUUAUUCAAGGACAGCAUGUUAUGAUUUGUUAUUGAACUACCUAUGGUGUGCUCACUUUAGAGUUGCCAGCAGAAUCUACAGGUGAACAAAAAUGCUUUAAAACAUAUGAACUCAUAUAUGAAGUAUUAAUAUUACUAGAGUACAAGCUUUUCUGUUGUGGAUUGUGGAACAUGAGUGGAGAACUCUCAGGGAUCUGCCUCUAGAACUGGCAGAACAAGAGCUAGUUACGAAUCCUGAGUUUAGGACUCUGCCUCUCUAACUAGUAGAUCCAUCUGCACAGAAAUUGCUCUGUGCUGCACAGUUUGAUCCCAACAACAGGAUGGACAACGUCAUUGCUUACACACAUACAAAUAUUUCCAGUAGUAUCAGAUAUUAUUGUUAUUAUUAUUAUUACCUCUUAAGCUCUUGAGUUUUAGCAUAACAAGCCAUAAAAGUCUUCCUUCAAGCUACUUGCCACUGAAUCAGAUUUUGCUCUCUGAAUAUUUUCUGGGAGCAAUUACAUUAGACUAAGGUGCCAUUCUGUUCAUACUCUGAACUUCACUGAUGCAUUCUGAAGCUCAGUGCAGUGUUUUAUCUUACUGUCUUGCAGCAGAAACUCAUACAGAAUUUGUACCAUUAGAGCCUUGAGAAAAGUCCUUAGAAGUUACUAGCACCAAGAGUAUAUUAAAAGCAUAUUUUAAUUCAGAUUUGCUGUAAGCAUUUGGACAAAACUUGAAACAUUGAAUCCUGCUAGUGCUUGAGGUCUCCCCUAUCCAUCCAAGAUGCACAGAAACUAUAAUUCUGUGACACACAAAAUGGAACCUGAGAGUCUAUGUAUUAUAGAUAUGCACACAUCUCUUUCUCAUAUGCGCCAUAUAUAUACAAACACAUGCACAAGAACACAUUUGUUACAUUUUAAUAGCAGUGUUUCAAGGAAACAAGAAUUAUGCGGUACUUGGCAACUGAUCUUUGAAGUAUUAUUUUGGUCAGAAAAUUUUAUUCUAUUGACAUAAAUACCCAGAGCUUAGUAGCAGUCACAUGUGGGUGCUCCUGGUUUUCAAAAUGUGAGAGUAUUUGACUACUGACUUUUCAGUAGGGUCAUAAUAUUAAGCCAGUAAUGACUGAAGUCAGAAGGAAUCUAUCGAUCCAUGUCAUCUGUUGAAUGUUAGCAAAAAUUUGGGCUUUUAAAUAAUAAGGACUUCUUUCUUUGUGUCUCCCAAAUGGAAUGGGCUCUUAGGAGUGAAUCUCCUUUUGUCCCUUAGAAGGAUCUGUUUGUUGCUGGACUGGGUGAUGGCCAUUCUCAAAGCCAGAUUUCAUAUAAAUCUGUCAUUUGGGAGAAUGUUCAUCUUGGCAGUUCCUGACACCUUCCUAAGUGUCUCUCUUUAAAGUAAAAUUUGCCCUUGGCCAAAGUUCUUAUUACAGCUGAAAUUAAUCUCCCAACAUUAUUUUUUAUAACUCUUCUCUUUUUUAAUACACCCUAGGCUACAUUACCAGCCGGAGUAGAAUUGCUUUUUAUUUCACUAACUUUUUUUCUGAAAAGUUCAAACAUUCCCAUGUCAACUUCAGCCUUAGUUCAGAGAUGAAUCCUGACAAGGUCCUCAAGUGUGCACAUAGAGCAAUAUACUGGUAUCUCAGUGAAGUACAUAGGAUUUAGGCAGGUAUUAAGACAAUGAUUCAAGAAAGUGUUUUAAAAUGUAUUUUUGUUCAGCCCUGUUCUGCAAAAGGCCACACAAGUCUAUGCUUAGCUUUAAGUAUAACAAGAAUUCAGGUCUUGUUGAAGUUGUUCCUCUGUUUAAGAUUUUUGAUGAAUUAAUAUGUAUUUAAUGAAAGGGCAGCUAUUUUUAACUAAUCUUUUCACUUAGAUCUUAAACGUUCCUUUCACGUUUUAACUAAUCUUUUAAAUUAAAGGCAGUGGGAAAAAAGGAAACAGAUAAAGCCAAUAAGCAAAUGGUUGAGAUAAACAAAAGGAAGGCAAUUUAACUGAUACAAUAUCGCGAGAUUUUGCAAAGAAAUAAAAGAAUUGUUUUUAAGCUGAUGCUUUGUAUAUAUGUUAUAUGAUAUCGUUAAAGUCUGCAGAGACUACGCAAUGCUAUUCGUAUAAAUAUCUUAUUAUUACGUCCAGAAACAGCUUCAUUAUUAUGUGAAUUUUUAUUUUAUUAGCUCAUGAAGAUUCUAUGAGGCUGAUUCCUGUUUACAUUUACACUGUGUGAUGGAAGAUACAUUUUUAUCACAUCGCAGUUUCUUUGCCAAAGAAGUGUAAAUGGCCCUUGAAAUAAAUAAAGUGGGUCUUUUGGAUCUUAACAGUGAGAUAGCUGAAGUAAAAGCUAUAGCAAAAGAAUUCAGCUAAUUUUAUUUCAUUCAGGCAAGACCUGAUAAGAUUGCAAGGAGAUGUUGGAAAAAAUCACUGCUGGUUUUAGAGGAAGUGCAAUCAAUGUGGAGUUGAUGUUUUCUUUCUCCCUGAAUUACUGUGCAAAACCAAAGCAAAAACACUACCGUGCAAAAACAAAGAUAGAAUUCAGACCUUCCCCCAAAUCAGUUUAUUUCUCCCAUCGCUUUCUUUUGCAUUCUCUGCAGAAGCAGCUACAACAGAUAGUACAGGAGGCACAAUCAGUAUUUCCAGCUGAAAGCCAUCAGAAUUAAGGGGAAAUUCUCUUGAAUCUUGGCAAGGGGCCCUGUUUUCAAACCCCACCCAUCCUAUAGCCUCGCAGGCCACUCUAGCUGCUACCAUUUUUUAUGUGUGCUCAUUGUUCUGCAAAAGCAGUGGAAGGGGAGUUUUUGUUUCCUGAAACAGCAGUAAUUUUUGUGGCUAUUUGCCAUACAGUGUUCAAGGCACUGUGUUACUUUCAAAGCCCUGCUCCAGUUUAUCAGAAGCCAGCUUGGCAGGAACCAGAUUUAACUCGAGGCUGUUUCUGAAAUGAAAGCCAGGGCUUUCUUUUCUACCUCUAAAGUCUAGACAGAACAGUGUUUAGACCUCUAAAGCGAUCUUUGAUGGUAUGGCUGCUCACAACUGCAUAUGGAGAAAAUAAUCAGAUAUAAGCUUUGUGGGUUUCCCCCCCCCCCCUUUUAUUU
This is a messenger RNA of Cuculus canorus (common cuckoo), 6335 nucleotides long. It is a transcript of the gene GUCY1A1, whose product is annotated as guanylate cyclase 1 soluble subunit alpha 1. Gene Ontology annotation, molecular function: heme binding; guanylate cyclase activity. The coding region runs from base 300 to 2366 and encodes 688 amino acids. The transcript is spliced from 9 exons. Gene Ontology annotation, biological process: cGMP biosynthetic process; response to oxygen levels. Gene Ontology annotation, cellular component: guanylate cyclase complex, soluble. The record is from RefSeq and is a predicted model, not a curated record. NCBI's taxonomy places the organism in Eukaryota, Metazoa, Chordata, Aves, Cuculiformes, Cuculidae.